This is a messenger RNA of Puccinia graminis f. sp. tritici CRL 75-36-700-3, 563 nucleotides long. RefSeq lists its product as uncharacterized. The record is from RefSeq and is a predicted model, not a curated record. The coding region runs from base 148 to 438 and encodes 96 amino acids. The transcript is spliced from 4 exons. NCBI's taxonomy places the organism in Eukaryota, Fungi, Basidiomycota, Pucciniomycetes, Pucciniales, Pucciniaceae.
CAAGGCUUCUUCAAGAAUAGCAUAUAUAAAAUGCAACUCGUCUCGCCGCAAAGACCUCUCAACCACACCAACAACUCCCACAUCCUCAUUUAGACAAUAUAGAAAUUACACCAACUGUUGCUCAUCUCCCGCAUCCCUCUCGGUACCAUGAACGUUAUUAAAUUUGCACUCUUAGCUUUCGUGUUUGGUGUCAGUAAUGUCAUGUCUAAGAACUUGAAGCCCUGUGGCGGAAACACCCCGGCCUAUGCUUGUGCCGAUGACCCAUCCAGAUCGCCCGAUCCACUAAUUUACAUCCCACCCACCGAUCUAGAUUGCACUCUGACUCCCAGUGAGGUACCCUGGUGCUGUCCUCAGGGGGCUAUAAGUCCAAACCAUCCUUCAAAACUCGGAUACGCAAUAGAUCAUGGUUGCCAGAAACGCCAGCCAAGAGUUCAGUAGUCUACCUGAUUUUUUAAAACAACGGAACCACCAAUAGACGUCGAUUGAAUACAAGUUCUUGAUCGGUUUGCUUUUGACUAGUAUUAGCCCCCUCUUUGGAAAAUCUUUGUCGCGUAUCCCAUUUU